AUUAUUUUUUACAAAAAUAUUUAGGAUCGGAGAUUCUCUGGAUCCCUGAAACUACGGCAUAGGAGCAUAAAUUCUCCUCGUAGAACAGUUACUGUUCAGUAGUGAAGUUCGAAUUUUUUAAACCAAUCACAUCACACUGAUCAAAUACGUCUCCCAGAAUAACAGUUAACAACACCGCCGGCGGGAAAUAAUUAUUACCGUUCUUGAUUAUCCGGCAUGAUCACUCGCACUCCCUUAUUUCAUCAAACCACUUGUUCAUCUCUCACACCCUUCUUCCACUUGAAAUAUAAACCUCACCCAUCUAAUUAUCUCAUCUAUCCCCGCUCAAAUCUUUCUACAAAACCCAUCAAAUCAUCUCAAACCCCCAUUGAUUUAACCCCAAAAAUCUCAUCUUUAGACUCUAUCAAGCCUUUUGUGACAUCAGAAUGGGAGAAUAUACUGAAGGGCUGGCUCUGCAGUGCAGUGUCAGUGUAUGCGUUAUCGAAAAUCGUGCCCCGGGUUGGGGAAUUCUCGAGUGUGAUGAGUAGAGGUGUGAUUGGAUUAAGACAGGAGGGGUUGAAGAUUGGAGGGUUGUUUUUUAUUUUAGUUGUUGCGAGUUACGGGCAGCAAGCGUUUUUGUGGGAUGCUGCUUUGAAUUGUGUGUAUAAGAUUAGAGUUCAUGUGUUUGAUAGGGUUUUGGAGAGGGAUUUGGUGUUUUUUGAAAGUGGGAAUGGUGUUUCAUCGGGUGAUAUUGCCUAUCGGAUCACUGCUGAAGCUUCUGAGGUUGCGGAUACUGUUUAUGCUAUUUUGAAUACUAUAGUACCAAGUACUUUGCAGUUAUCAGCUAUGGCUACUCAAAUGCUGGUUAAUAGCCCAUUGCUCUCGCUCAUCUCAGUCUUGGUGAUUCCGUCAAUGACUCUUGUCAUUACUUAUCUUGGGGAAAAACUUCAAAAGAUCUCAAAGGAGGGGAAUAUUAGUAUAGCUGCUCUCGCAGCUUACCUGAAUGAGGUCCUACCGUCAAUUCUUUUUGUCAAGGCAAACAACGGAGAGCCCUCCGAGAGUCUUAAGUUUCAACGUCUUGCUUGUGCCGACCUCUCUGAAAGAUUGAAAAAGAAGAAAAUGAAGGCCCUUAUUCCUCAGAUAGUACAAAUAAUAUACUUUGGUGUGUUAUUUAUACUUUGCUUCGGCUCUUUGGCAGUUUCAGGGGGCUCUUUUGAUUGCUCUCGCCUACUUGCUUUCAUGACAUCCUUGGUUCUAUUGAUUAGGCCAAUACAGGAUGUGGGUAAAGCAUAUAAUGAGUUGAAGCAAGGAGAGCCAGCUAUUGAACGUUUGUUUGACUUGUCAAGGUUCAAAUCUCAGAUGACUGAGAAACCAGAUGCAGUUGAUUUAGACUCUGUGAGAGGCGAUAUCACAUUUUACGACGUCUCUUUUGGAUACAAAGAAGGCAUGCCUCUUGUGUUAGAUGGAUUAAGUCUUCAUAUUAAAGCUGGAGAGACAGUUGCUCUAGUUGGGCCUUCUGGAGGAGGGAAGACAACCUUUGUUAAGCUUCUGCUUCGCCUUUAUGAUACUGUUUCUGGUUGUAUUCACAUAGACGAUAUCAACAUAAAUAAUAUGCGACUGGGAAGCCUGAGGAGACAUGUUGGUCUGGUUUCGCAGGAUGUUACCCUCUUUACAGGGACUGUUGCUGAAAACAUUGGGUACAGGGAUAUAAUGACCGAAAUUGACAUGAAGAGGGUGGAAGCUGCAGCAAGAACUGCAAAUGCAGAUGAGUUCAUUGAUAGACUUCCACAACGAUAUGCUACCAAUGUUGGACCCAGGGGAUCAACAUUAAGCGGCGGCCAAAGGCAAAGGUUAGCAAUUGCAAGGGCACUUUAUCAGAAUUCAUCCAUUUUAAUUUUAGAUGAAGCAACAUCGGCUUUAGAUAGCCGGUCUGAACUAUUGGUCAGAGAAGCUGUGCAACGCUUGACAGAAGACCAUACUGUCCUAAUAAUCGCUCACCGUUUGGAGACAGUUUUAAUGGCAGAACGAGUAUUACUUCUGGAUGCUGGGAAGUUGCAAGAAAUACCCCGCUCAUCUCUUCAGGUUGAUGAGAAGAUUUCGUUAACUUCAGCUGGGCUUGUAAUAUGAUAGCAGCAUAUAGGACUCAUUGAGUUUGUUGUUACAUAUUACUUUCUCCGUUACGUAAUACAAGUCAUUUUUGAAAAAAUUACACAUAUUAGAAAACUCUGACAAGAAUGAAUGUGGAAGAAAGUCCAUAUCUGUUCUUGGCAAAAAGCAAAGUAGUGGAAUUAAUUAUUAAAAAUUGUAUUGAAAAUAGAAAUGGUUAAGUAUUGUGGGACGAAAAAUUUCUUUAAGAUCGACUUGUAUUAUGGGACAUAGGAAAUACGUUGCUAUUGUUGGUUAAAUCCUUGGUCUGCUGGACAUGACAUUACUGCCGGUGUAGUAACCGCAGAUGUGAAUCUUAUCCUUUUAGCAUCUGCCUUUGAAAGAAAGGUGGAGUGUGGAAACUACAUUUUGUUUCAGCAAGUUUUAACAACACCGUGGCAGUUUCGUUUCCCCUCUCCAGGACUUUGCAUCUAUUGAAAAUGGUGUCGGAGCAUCAACCCAGGAAAUAAUGAACUUAGUCCCUCCUGAGCCGUGAAUUAUGUAUUUAUCCUUUCUUCUGUAAAAAUUUAGUGUGCAUUCAUCUUCUGUGGAUGUAAAAUGAGAUGCAACACGCGUGUCUUGCUUAUUGCUAUUUAUAAGUCAUUUUGAAUCUUUA
Daucus carota subsp. sativus is the source of this 2740-nucleotide messenger RNA. RefSeq names its product ABC transporter B family member 29, chloroplastic. Gene Ontology annotation, cellular component: membrane. The record is from RefSeq and is a predicted model, not a curated record. The transcript is spliced from 10 exons. Lineage: Eukaryota; Viridiplantae; Streptophyta; Magnoliopsida; Apiales; Apiaceae. Gene Ontology annotation, molecular function: ATP hydrolysis activity; ABC-type transporter activity; ATP binding. Bases 217 to 2106 code for a protein of 629 amino acids. Gene Ontology annotation, biological process: transmembrane transport.